Helianthus annuus (common sunflower) is the source of this 706-nucleotide messenger RNA. Its product is annotated as protein DOG1-like 1. Lineage: Eukaryota; Viridiplantae; Streptophyta; Magnoliopsida; Asterales; Asteraceae. Gene Ontology annotation, biological process: DNA-templated transcription. The transcript has a single exon. Bases 1 to 483 code for a protein of 160 amino acids. Gene Ontology annotation, molecular function: sequence-specific DNA binding. The record is from RefSeq and is a predicted model, not a curated record.
AUGUGUAUGGCUAAUCAUCAACAGUUUCAAGCAUGCUAUCAGAACUGGAUGACUCAACAGAAGCUCGACCAUGAUGAACUACUCCAAGGACUCACCAACUUCCCUACCGAUCUCGACUACCUCAAGCUCAUAACCAGAAAUGCCAUCAACCACAUCGAAAAUCACCACACCGCUAGAGCCCAGCUGGCCAAACAUGAUGGGCCUUCCUUCUUGGCUCCAACGUGGGGGACUACCUUUGAGAACUCGUCUCUUUGGAUUGGUGGUAGCAGGCCUUCCUUAAUCAUCCGACUUGUGUACGUCUUAUGUGGGUCGCAACUAAAGGCACACUUGGCUGAGUUUCUUGAAGGUGUUAGACGUGGAAACCUGGGAGAGAUAUCAAGCUCUCAGCUCAAGAACAUAGAUUCUCUCCACGGUAGAACUAUCAAAGAGGAAGAUAAGCUCACUUCAGUUUUGGCAAGCGUACAGGCAUAUAAUACAGCUUAAUGUUCCAUCUUAUGUUCCAAAGUUGUGUACUAGAGCGCAGUGGCGGAUCUAGAAAAUCCGCAUAGGGGUAACGUUUCAAUUAAAAGGGGUAACGAAAUCGAAAAAACGUCAAUUUUUCCAAAAUUUACACUACCGUCGGAGCGUCGAUCACCGGAGCGUAAAGUGGCAACGGAGGUUACCCCUUCUAUUACUCUAGGUCCGCCCCUGCUAGAGCGGACUUACA